This is a messenger RNA of Manis pentadactyla (Chinese pangolin), 881 nucleotides long. RefSeq names its product VPS28 subunit of ESCRT-I (gene VPS28). Bases 28 to 693 code for a protein of 221 amino acids. The record is from RefSeq and is a predicted model, not a curated record. Lineage: Eukaryota; Metazoa; Chordata; Mammalia; Pholidota; Manidae. Gene Ontology annotation, biological process: protein transport to vacuole involved in ubiquitin-dependent protein catabolic process via the multivesicular body sorting pathway. The transcript is spliced from 9 exons. Gene Ontology annotation, molecular function: protein-containing complex binding. Gene Ontology annotation, cellular component: ESCRT I complex.
GUCUCUGCUGCGACCAGAGCCCACAGGAUGUUUCACGGGAUCCCAGUCACUCCGGGCACGGGAGCCCCUGGGAACAAGCCGGAGCUGUAUGAGGAAGUGAAGCUGUACAAGAAUGCACGGGAACGGGAGAAGUAUGACAACAUGGCAGAGCUGUUUGCAGUCGUGAAGACGAUGCAGGCCCUGGAGAAGGCAUACAUCAAGGACUGUGUCACACCCAAUGAGUACACUGCAGCCUGCUCCCGCCUCCUGGUCCAGUACAAAGCCGCCUUCCGGCAGGUUCAGGGCUCAGAGAUCAGCUCCAUUGAUGAAUUCUGCCGCAAGUUCCGUCUGGACUGCCCACUGGCCAUGGAGAGGAUCAAGGAGGACCGGCCCAUCACCAUCAAGGAUGACAAGGGCAACCUCAACCGCUGCAUCGCCGACGUCGUCUCACUCUUCAUCACAGUGAUGGACAAGCUGCGCUUGGAGAUCCGUGCCAUGGAUGAGAUCCAGCCUGACCUGCGAGAGCUGAUGGAGACCAUGCACCGUAUGAGCCACCUGCCCCCUGACUUUGAGGGCCGCCAAACGGUCAGCCAGUGGCUGCAGACGCUGAGCGGCAUGUCUGCAUCCGACGAGCUGGACGACUCCCAGGUGCGCCAGAUGCUCUUUGACCUGGAGUCGGCCUACAAUGCCUUCAACCGGUUCCUGCACGCCUGAGUCCCGUGGUCCCUGCCCAGGCUGGGCUGGGAGAGGAGCCUCCCACAGCAGCCCUCCUGCUUCCUCGGAUGCUGGCCCCUGCAUGGUCUGCAUGUGUCUGGCUGUCCAUAGCAGCCUGUCUGUGUGUCUGUCUAUGGUGUCGUGACCCUGGAGUCCCCUCCCUCCCCACAAUAAAGAUGCUUUCUGAC